ACGAGCUUCAGUGGAAGACAGCAAACGUAACAAAACAAAACAAAUCGCCCAAGGGCUGAGAUGUCGAAAAUCCAGGCUAAUUCGCAGUCUCUCUCUCCUACUCCCUCCUCUGUCCAGCUCUCGACCACGCUCAAUGUCGAAACCGGCGGAUACGCGCGGUCCAGCGGUCGCGACUCUGCGUACGCUACUCCUGCACCAGAGUUGCAGACGCCAGUCCUUGCCUCCAGCUCGACUCUGGACAUAGACCCCAUCACCGUCGACGAUGGACCUACGAGAUCGAUCAACAGCCUGAAAAAGAGGGCCGGAUACAGGCCAUUCCCAGAUGUGGAGGCUGUGGCUGCAAGAACAAAGAGGAGGGCUGUGGCCAAGGACCGACUGGCAGACGAGGAAGAUGCCAUGACACAAACGGCUACACGGCUCGCCUCUCGCCUAGCAGAGGACCACGACUCUGUCUUGUAUCCCGAUGUGGAUACACCAUUCACGGAUGUCCAGGAUGUCCAAGAUCUGGAUGCCACUAUUCAUCGCCCCUUGUUCUCAUCGUUGAAGGGGAAAAGCAAGGCGACGGAAGCAGACUACAUACGAGAAGAAAUGGCAGAAACACGUUUUGCUAUCAAAUGUUGGCAGAGGCGGACGUCAUUAGAAGAGCGAUUCCGACGGGCACGAAUAGAGGAAGGGAAGCGCGCUUCUCCUGGCGAUCAGGCCUACGUACUUGCACAAGCCGUGCUCGAAGGGGAACGCGCCGAGACUGUAGCUACCAAUGCUGAGCUUCGGGCUGCGCGCUCUGAGCUUGACAAACUCGAGCGCGAGCGACGAGCCGCAGCGCCUCCCCCUCCCCCUCCUACUACCCCGCGGCAAACAUCUUACUAUCCGACCCCCUCGGCGCCCACCGCGUAUACAUCGCAAUAUCGUGGCUACGCAUAUCCCUAUGCGACACCAUACGGAGCUGCACAAUACACGCUCAGCCCUGCGUUUCAAACAGCCGCUUCAUACUCUACGGCACUAAAUAGCGCUCAGAGGGUCGGACCGGCGUACGGGUCAGCAUAUGCACCUGCUACCCCUACUUCGGCGACGUCCCACACGACAGCCUAUUCACCCUCAACACCCGUAUCUUCUACGCCGGCCGCGUCUUCCCCUCAGGCGCAUUAUCGGCCACAUACCUCCAACAUGACCAACACGACGCCGACGAUCUCUGCUAUUCCCGUGCAGUUGCCCGUCACCCAUCUGCCUGCGCUUAAAGCGAUUGGUUUGGAUCCUGUGCCCAUCACCUCUCUCCCGCCUGCGAGCCAACCACGCCCUGCGGCUAUUCUCAGGUCACAGACGGCCACAACGAUGCAAAUAGACAUCAAUGUUGCGUCGUUGCAGCCUGCACAGAUGAACGGGUUGGCUCUCAUUCUCAACACGCUGACGUCAAGGGGCGUGGCUGUGGACGGCAGCACGGCGCCGAACACUAACACCGCUGUCGGGAAUGGUGCGCCGACGGCGGUGCCUGCUGCAACGGAUGCGACGACGACGUGAAUGCCAGGGCGGUUUGAGGUUGUCUUGUAACCUUAUUGGCAUAACGUAACCCUUGACCUAGUAGACGAUGGAUGUUGUGAUGUACUCGGUAGGCACGAUCCGCGAAAUAGCAUGUUUCAACUGUA
Messenger RNA from Fomitopsis serialis, 1640 nucleotides. RefSeq lists its product as uncharacterized. The coding region runs from base 61 to 1515 and encodes 484 amino acids. The transcript is spliced from 5 exons. The record is from RefSeq and is a predicted model, not a curated record. NCBI's taxonomy places the organism in Eukaryota, Fungi, Basidiomycota, Agaricomycetes, Polyporales, Fomitopsidaceae.